AUGGGGCAGCCGCAGGAGUCCCUGCCACUCCGCAGCCUCGUGAAGGGCUUGGAACAAGUGCCCAUCACCUGCUGCUGCGGCAAGUGUGCCCGGCGUCUGCCACCUCUGUCUUGUGACCGAGGAAUUUGCUCCGACCCGGGGAUCGGCUCUAAUGGGAGAUCUUCACGGGGUUUCCAGGUGGCCAUCAAACACGUGGAGAAGGACCGGAUCUCCGACUGGGGGGAGCUGCCCAAUGGCACCCGCGUGCCCAUGGAGGUGGUCCUGCUGAAGAAGGUGAGCUCGGGCUUCCCCGGCGUCAUCCGGCUCCUGGACUGGUUCGAGAGACCCAACAGUUUCGUCCUGAUCCUGGAGAGACCCGAGCCCGUGCAAGAUCUCUUCGACUUCAUCACCGAGAGGGGGGCCCUGCACGAAGAGCUGGCCCGCAGCUUCUUCUGGCAGGUGCUGGAGGCCGUGCGACACUGCCACAACUGCGGGGUGCUCCACCGGGACAUCAAGGACGAGAACAUCCUCAUCGACCUCAAUCGCGGCGAGCUCAAGCUCAUCGACUUCGGAUCGGGGGCGCUGCUCAAGGACACGGUCUACACGGACUUCGAUGGGACCCGUGUGUAUAGUCCUCCAGAGUGGAUCCGCUACCAUCGCUACCACGGCAGGUCGGCAGCAGUCUGGUCCCUGGGGAUCCUGCUGUACGACAUGGUGUGCGGGGAUAUUCCUUUCGAGCAUGAUGAGGAGAUCGUCAGGGGACAAGUAUUCUUCAGGCAGAGGGUCUCUUCAGAAUGUCAGCAUCUCAUUAGAUGGUGCUUGGCCCUGAGACCAUCAGAUCGUCCAUCCUUCGAAGAAAUCCAGAACCAUCCGUGGAUGCAAGAUGUCCUCCUGCCCCAGGAAACUGCUGAGAUUCAUCUCCACAGCCUGUCUCCGGGGACCAGCAAAUAGCAGCCUUUCUGGCAGGUCUUUCCCUCCCGGUCAGAUGCUCCAAGGAGGGGAAGCUUCUGUCCCAAUGACCAGUGACACUUCCCGCCAAGCAGGACAGUGCUUGAUACAGGAACAACAUUUACAACUCAUUCCAGACCCCAGGCCCCUGGAGGCGGCCUCCCAGGAGGGGGGAUGAGACUCCAGGCGUCCUAGGCCUCAACUCCUCCCGUAGAUGUUCUCUCCUUCUCAUGGGUGCCCAGCUCGGCUGGGCUUUUGCAAGAUCCCGGGGGUGGGGGGUGGGGGUGGGGUCUGUCCCCUUCAUCACGAGCUCUGCCGCGAUGGGUCGAGUAGGGGGAACCGGACUGGGGUGGGAUAAGACUUAUCACCAUUUCAAGUCCCUGUCACCUCUUCUGAGUGCCUUCGUGUAGGGACUCCGGCUGUGCUGGGAGAAAUACUUGAACUUGCCUCUUUUACCUGCUGCUUCUCCAAAAAUCUGCCUGGGUUUGGUUCCCUAAUCUUCGCUCCUGUGCCCUUCACUCUCUUCCCUCCUCUCUCCCCCUCCCCCCCAAUGAAAGGUGCCAUGGAAGAGGCUAGAGGGCCAAUUGCUGAGCCACCUGCCCUUUUUCUGCCUCCUUUAGUAAAACUCCCCAGUGAACUGGUCUUCCUUUUUGGUUUUUACUUAACUGUUUCCAAGCCAAGACCUCACACACACCAAAUGCAGAAGCAAUGCAACACAACAGACCAGCUGUAAAUGUGUGUAUAGUUGGCAUGCUAGUAUACAAAAGGAUUGUAGUUGAUCUAAUUUUUUUUUUAAAUUUUGCCUUUAAGUUAUUUUACCAGUCUCUUUUUUUUUUUUUUUUUGGAAAGAUGCGCAUUCUAACCUGGAGGUCAAUGUUAAUGUAUUUAUUUAUUUAUUUAUUUGGUUCCCUUCUUGCUCCAUGUUCUCCACGGCUCCUGCCUUAGGGUUUUUUUUUUGUGUGUGUUGCUGUUGUUUGGUUUUUUUUUCUUCUUUCUUUCCUCCUCUGACUAUGGGACCUUUUGGGGAGGGUUGCAUCGCUUGCUCUGUUUGUGGGGGUGACGGGACUCAGGCGGGACAGCUGCUACAGCUCCCUGACUUUGUGGGGCCCCCUCUCCUACUUACCCAAGUGUGUGUGGGCUCCGUGGGUUCGGGAGGCGGGGCAUUGCUGACUUGUGUAUAUAGGAUAAAUAUAUGAAAAGCAGUUCUGGAUGGUGUGCCUUCCAGAUCCUCUCUGGGGCUGUGUUUGAGCAGCGUGUAGCCUGCUGGUUUAUCUGAGUGAAAUACUGUACAGGGGAAUUCAAGAGAUCUUAUUUUUUUUUUUUUAUACCUGGCGUUUUUUGAAUAAAAAUCUUUUGUCUUAA
Messenger RNA from Dipodomys ordii (Ord's kangaroo rat), 2289 nucleotides. It is a transcript of the gene Pim1, whose product is annotated as Pim-1 proto-oncogene, serine/threonine kinase. Bases 1 to 930 code for a protein of 309 amino acids. The transcript has 5 exons. Gene Ontology annotation, molecular function: ATP binding; protein serine/threonine kinase activity. Gene Ontology annotation, cellular component: cytoplasm. NCBI's taxonomy places the organism in Eukaryota, Metazoa, Chordata, Mammalia, Rodentia, Heteromyidae. Gene Ontology annotation, biological process: protein autophosphorylation; negative regulation of apoptotic process. The record is from RefSeq and is a predicted model, not a curated record.